Molecule: messenger RNA, 3961 nt
Organism: Phytophthora nicotianae INRA-310
Lineage: Eukaryota; Oomycota; Peronosporomycetes; Peronosporales; Peronosporaceae
Exons: 1
Coding region: 51-3911 (1286 amino acids)
Biological process (GO): transmembrane transport
Source: RefSeq, a predicted model, not a curated record
CGUUUCUAGCCCAUCGAUGCCCCUCGUCAUCGAAAGUUCACCUUGUGUCAAUGGCCUCGAUGGAGUCGUCUCCUGCAUCUGCAGAGCGGCCCAACGACGCUCAGGACGCCUCUCCAUCCGAAGAUGAAGUGCACGUCCGUCAACUGUUGCGCGACCUUCAUGUGGACACGGGCGAUGUGGUGUUGUUCGACCGCAAAUGCUCGUCGAUGGGACUCUACGGCGGCGCUAUCUGCGUGUGCGCAAAGUUCUUCGGUCAAACGCAAUGGGACCACAACGGUGUUGUGGUGCGGGCUCCGUCACUAGCUCCCAACGCCAAGUCGCCCGAAGACGAGCUGUUCCUGUUGGAAGCAGCACUCACAGGCGUCAAACUACGUCCACUAGUGGCGCGCGUGCUGCUCAGUCGCGGUCACGAAGUCGCAGUGCGCAAACUGCAGGUGGAUCGAACGUCAGAGCUACAAAAUAAGGCCCUGCAAUUCGCUUUAAACAGUCUGAAUGCUCCGUACGAGGACAAUCCCGCUAGAUUCUUCAAUGCCGGCGUAUCAGUGCCUACCAGGAUCGCUCGUGAACGGAUCUUCGCGGCUCUGGUAGCUACUAAGAAGGAGCUCGCGAGACUGGAUACAGAGCUAGCACACAGAGACAAGAUGCCGGUGUUCGAGAAGAAAGCUCUAUUGCAGGAGAGAGAGACCGUGAAUGAACGGUAUCAAGCACUUGGAGCGGAACUGAGAGGCAGGGAACGCUCAGUGUUUGAGAACGCAGUAGUGGAAGGAGAAUCAGUGAAGACGACCAAAAUGUUCUGCUCGCAAUUGGUGGCAGGGAUGUAUCAGCACUUGGGAUUGUUGCUACCGUACCCGUCUGCGAACUCAUAUUUGCCCAAACACUUUAGUGAUCGCGAUGGUGGAUAUUUUCUGAAGUUGCAGCAAGGAGCGAGUUUUUUACCGGAGAUUUCCAUGAGGAAAGAGCUGGAUAAAAUGACGGAGAGAUAUGCGACGCGAGUACAAGAAGCCAAGGAGAGAGGACCGCGUACUGGUUCAGAGACGGCGGCUAUUGUGCACUGCUUACGUCGCCAUCAGUUGUUCCACACGCUGAGCGAGCCAGAACUUUUAUCAGCAGCGUCACAAUUCCGACGCCGUGUACUGGCCAAAGGAGAAGUGGUUUUCUACCAAGGAGCACCUGGUGACUGCUUCUAUAUCAUUGAACGUGGAGAUUGCGACGUAUUCGUAGACUACGACCACCUCUUGAAGACCCAGACAGCUCUCCAUGCAGCAGACUCUGAGAAUUCUCCGAAUCCAGAGCUCCAACGCCGUAUCCAGUUACGUAAACGCAAGACGAUCGCUCUGCCUGAGUUCAAGUCGUCGUCGAGUCUCGUAGGCAAGAACGAACGUGUCCAUGUGGCUACAAAUGGCCCUGGUAACGCAUUUGGAGAAUCAGCGCUGAUCUACGACACCCCGCGACGUGCUACGAUCCAGGCUAGCACCACCAACUCGAGUGAUGAAGAAGCUGUGGUGUUGUGGCAACUGGACAAGCGUACGUUCCGGGAGAUCCUGGCGGGACAUCCAGGUAGUCAACAAUCACUGGAAGAGCGUCGAUUCUUGCUUGAAGCAUUGGAAGAUCAUCCAUUAUUUACUGAACUUGAUGAUCGAGCGAAAGCUCUGGCUGUACGCAAGUGUUUCCCACUGAGUGUGCGUGCUGGAACGACAAUUUUACGGCAAGGAGAUCCAGGCGACUACUUCUACCUGGUUGAAAGCGGUCGAUGUGAAGUGUCACGUCGUAAACCAAAAGCGACCAAGCCUUUCGUGGAUCGAGUCAUUGGUCGUGGUGCCAGUUUCGGGGAAGCUGCGUUGCUGUACAAUAGCCGUCGAGGCGCCUCAGUGAAAGCGCUGGAAGAUGCCAAGAUCUGGUGUAUGGAUCGCGCCAGCUUCCUCACGAUCACACGCAGUGGCUCUACUGCACUUCACAAACUGUUCAAGAAAGUGGGCACUACUGUCGUCUCUGGAUCCAGCGAGAGUUUUGCUACUGAACGAGAUCUACGUCGAAUGCUGACUGACCCACAGCAGGUGCAGUUAGUGAGACAUAGUGCCAACGAAGACGAAGAUGAUGAUGAUCUUGGAAGACCAGCGUUACAUCCUGCAUCGCUGCCACCACCGCAGGCUUACGAUCGUGCAGUCCAGCUGGCGUUGGCACUUUUGCUUAAUGAUUCAUCCGGACUCGUCAAUUUCUCCCAGUUUGCUCACUUCCACAUUGCAUUAGGCGCUUCAAACAUCGACCAACUCCUUCCAGAAGCUGUUUUCCGUGUGUUGAAGUCGAUGACAGACUCGUAUGAUGGUGGGAACACUCGCGUACCGACUGCAUCGCUCUUCGAUCAGGACGAUGUAGACCAAGCCGCAAUCAAGUUGAAUGAUCUCCCUCGUGCCAUUCAGCAGUGGGUAUCCACGAGUAAGACUUCGAUGGCUACACCCGUUCAAAUGACGCCUGGUCAAUUAGCGUUCUACGAGCGCUUGUUCGACUUGCCAGCACAUAAACUUGGCGAUCAAUAUGUGACUCACGAUGACCUGGUACGUGGAAUAGCAGCGUUCGAAGUGGAGGACGUUCGCUCGCAAAGUGAUCAAGAUGACGACCACCCUCAAUCCGAAGACGUGACGGCGGCAAAGGAGGAAUUCCGCACUUUCCUGACCGCUCUGAAGGCGGAUAUUGAUGCGCUGCGUACCAUUUGGCGAGCCGCUGAGUUGCAAGCGCACGGUGGGGACCACCUUAAUAUGACUCGUGACCAGGAAAGACUCACGUUCGAUGCAAAUCUCAAAUCUGGAUGGAUCUCAGCUCUUCGUCAGAAUCCUACGGGUGGUGACUGGGAAUAUCUGCAGCCGGAGAUGGAAGACACUCGAAGCAAGGCGUACAAUACGAUCAACGCUAAUCUACGAAGACAGCAACUGAGUGCGCAGAUCACGUCGUUUGCCGCUGCCAUUGCGGCUGGUGCCCUAGCACGUACCGUGUGUGCACCUCUGGAGCGCUUGAAGAUGUUGAUGCAGCUAUCUACUCCGAAGCCAACGUCUGCAGCAGCGACCGUGAACCUUUUGUCUGGUACGGGUCCAUACACGUCCUUAACGAGAGGCUUUCUGAACAUGGUGAAGCUCAGCGGACCACGCAGUUUGUUCAGUGGAAAUCUCGCGCACUGUAUCUGGGUGGUGCCUUCUGUCCCUACAAAGGUUAUUCUGUGUCACGUCUACCAAGAGCAACUUGCUCGUAUGCUUCCCGAGUCUACGUCGCCUUUUGGACAUAACCCGCGAGUGUCAGCCAGUAUGGCCAAUCUCGCUGUUGGAGGCCUCGCUGGAUUGACGCUCAACUGCUUGUUCUACCCACUGGACGUCAUUCGUGGCCGGCUGACCGUACAGCAAUACUAUAACGCUAACCGUCCUUCGAGUGGCAUUCUGAACUGCGCUCGCUCGAUCAGUGACAAGGAAGGGCUGCGAGGGUUCUAUCGAGGCUUCGUGUCUGCGAGUCUGGGUGUCUUCACGUACAUCGGCUGCAACUUUGCUCUGUACGAAUCAUUACGCCCAGUUUUCGUACUCUACGACACGGAAGACACGAGCAAUCAGCUUGGCCAUCCCAGUGUACCUGGUCAGAUUCUGUGCGCCACCACGGCGUCGCUCGCGUCACAGUGCAUUUCGUACCCAUUCGACGUUAUUCGGCGACGUGUGCAGCUGCAGGGCGCCAAGUGGCAUCCAGAGCUCGCGUUCCCGACGUAUGAAAGUGCGUGGCACUGUGUACGAGCAUCUGUAGCGGAGGAAGGCGGGGGUGUACGGGGACUACGCUCGCUGUAUCGCGGUUUGUUCGUGAACGCCGUCAAGGCGCUGCCAUCCACUGUAAUCUCCUUCCUCAGCUACGAGAAGCUGCGCGAAAUGAAACACAAUGCUUAAGACGAUUAGAGAAGCUAAUGAGAAUUUGGCAAUAGAUUUUUUCAAAUUCA